Colossoma macropomum (tambaqui) is the source of this 1981-nucleotide messenger RNA. RefSeq lists its product as uncharacterized. The transcript is spliced from 8 exons. The record is from RefSeq and is a predicted model, not a curated record. Bases 141 to 1172 code for a protein of 343 amino acids. NCBI's taxonomy places the organism in Eukaryota, Metazoa, Chordata, Actinopteri, Characiformes, Serrasalmidae. Gene Ontology annotation, cellular component: tRNA-splicing ligase complex.
UCUGUAAUCCACAGAUGAGGGGAGAAGGGAGUGACGGACGAGGAAGAAAUCUGGAUAAUAGGAAGUAAAGAAGACGCGUCCAUGAAAAGUCCCGAGUACGCGCUGUAUACUACAAUUUAAUCCGUUGCUCCAGUCUUGUGAUGGAGAGAGGCUCUGGGAUAGUCGCUGCUCUCAGAGCUCUGGGGUAUGAGAGCGGCCGCUGUGUGAGGCGCUGCGCCUGUGACGAGCUGCCCUGCCCGCUGAUUACCUGGCUGGUCUCGGAGCUGAGAAAAGGCUGUCCUGAAGUUGGAGUGGGAGUCGAUAGUGGUGCUGUUCUGGCUGGAGAGCUGAAGGAGCUUCUAGAAGUGAUGUUUUACCCUUGCACCACACUCACCUCUGAAACUCUCACCUCAGUCCAUCUCGACAGAAUAACAGAUUUUCUGGUGUCCGAGUUACAGGCAGCACAUAUGCUGCAGUACAGAGAGAGCCAUCCAGAAGACACUGAGCCACAGAGUGAAUCAGGCAAAGAGCAAAGAGGGCAAGAAUGUAAUAUCAUAGACAUUGAGGAGGAGACCCAAGCUGAGGGGCAUAAAAAAGAUGAGAAAGAGAUAAUGAUGGAACUGGCACAGUUGUUUCAGGCUCUGGAUAUGGAUCCAGCCUCUCAGCUCAGCGAUGUUUACCCACAGGUGGAAUCACGACUGGCAUCUCUCCCAGAGGGUGAAGAGCGUGAGCCAUUGCUCAAGACUAAUCUGAAUUCUUCACAAUGGAGCAAAGUUCAUCUGAUAAACCAAACUCUGCGCAAAGAUUAUGAGUGUCGCCGCCAAAUGAUGAUCAAGCGCUUCUACGUCACACUCCAGUCCUUUGCAUGGGGAGAGCGGGGAAAGGAACGCAGCACUCUGCUGUCAUCUAUACCUCCUUUUUCGGCACCACUCGAGUCGUCAGUGUCUAUUGCACUGUUGCUGGCAGCCAGAGAGGAUCAGUCUCGCAUUCUGCCAGUGAGAGCAGGACCAUCCACAGCCAUUCACAAGGUGCUGAUGGGUAGUGUACCAGAUAGAGGAGGUCGACCUGGAGAGAUUGAGCCUCCUAUGCCAGUUUUCACUCGACGCAGUGAAGGAGGGGAUGAAAAGCAUAAAAAAAGCAAGUUCCAGAGACGGGAGCGCUCUGGAAAGAAGAAAAAGAAUAAGAACAGAUAGUACAGACAGCAGACUCUAUGUAGUACAAUUUUAAAGCAAAAUAGCACCCAGAAAUGUUAAUGUUGCCUCAGCAAAUAAGGGCCAGGUAAUGUCAUGCAUAUGAGAUUAUGCCCAAUGGCCUUCAUCAGAAUUAACUAUAAGCUAUGUUAGCAUUUUGAGGUGAAGUAUUGCUUUAAUGAUGGAGUUCAGAACUGGAGUCUUACUGUUAAUUUAAAGAUUUACUCUGGAUGAUUUUGUUAAAUUUUGCACUUUCAAAAAAGUUUACUUUGAACAAGGUGAAAUCGUCUCUGGAAAAAAAAAAACGUUUUCUCAACAUCAGAACGUUAUACUGAUUGUGUUUGGACUGCGUGAGGUGUAAGAUACAGAAACAGGCUUUUCACACUGGACUUCUUUCAGUGGACCCCUCUCAGUUCAACAUGGUUGUACUGAGGUUUCAUCUUUUAAAUGUUAAAUGUCCAAUCAAAAUCUUACAUGGUGUUGGCACAAAAUGAUCAAUUUAUCAUGAUGAUACCCAAGACAUUUGAUGAUUUUUGACAUUUGAUUUAUGACACAUUCAAAAAGGCACAGAGGAUACCAGAACUGUUAACUCUAUAAUCCUAAUUUAUGCUGGAGCUGACACAUCACUAUCAUUUAUUUGAUGCUGACAUGUAAGGUUUGAUUUAAUUUCAUUGAGUUUCAGUAUUCUGAAAUGCUGAUGUAAAUAAGAAUGGGCAAGUAAGCCUUAAUGUAAAUAUGGACAGAGUUAAAUCCUAAUUUCUUGACAAAUGUAUUGGUUUCCAUCUGAGUAAAGUCUGUUCCAUAUUUUCGAA